Molecule: messenger RNA, 5692 nt
Organism: Polypterus senegalus (gray bichir)
Lineage: Eukaryota; Metazoa; Chordata; Cladistia; Polypteriformes; Polypteridae
Gene: dclre1a
Product: DNA cross-link repair 1A (PSO2 homolog, S. cerevisiae)
Exons: 9
Coding region: 559-3501 (980 amino acids)
Biological process (GO): protection from non-homologous end joining at telomere; interstrand cross-link repair; double-strand break repair via nonhomologous end joining
Molecular function (GO): 5'-3' DNA exonuclease activity; damaged DNA binding
Source: RefSeq, a predicted model, not a curated record
UAACUGUUCAGUCGCUGGCGGUAAGUGUGGAGCGGACAAAAAGAAAGGCUGAGCUCGAAAAAUUAAUAUCCCGAUGGCAUUAACAGAGUUCUCGUUUUAAUUUGCUCUUUUUUAUUUAAAUGGGAAUAUAUUAAGUCUUAAAUGAAAUGAAACGUCAUUCUAUCUUCCAUAGCUUCCAAUUUUUUAUGUAGUUUUAAAUGUUCACGGCUGCUAUUUUUUAAUAUUAGUUGACUUUUCUGAACAUUUGUGGCAUGAUGCAGAAAUUACGUUUAAAACGACAAAUAAUAGCGGCCAUUGUUAUGUUCUAUAAAUAUGUUCCUAUUUAUAUGAUCGUUAUUACGUGAUUGCUUUCAGAAUACAUCAGAAUACAGUACUGUAUACUGUACUGUCUAUUAUGUACACAUAUGUAUAUGCGCUUUCACAGUCCUAGGAAGCGUGUCGCUUCAUUGUUGGUCUUAUUUACUACUUGUAAAAUAAUUUAAAACAUUUAGAUGACUCUUGUGCUGUAACAGUUGUAAACCUGUAAAGGAGUCAGCAGCCUACCGACUCGAAAGUAUAAUGAACUGUCCAGAAGAUGUAAUGGACAGUGCAGAAGAUGAAAUUUGGAAUUAUAAAUCAAAACGAAAACUAAAAAGUGGAAACGUCAAAGUCAUUGAAAAAUGUACAUUAGUCCCGAACAGGAAAGAGAAAAAUCCAAAUAUAAUUUCAAAAAAGUAUGGUAAUGUUAGCGUAGCACAGAAAUUAUCUAAAAGUAGAAGUUCCCAAAUUUGUAUUUCUACUUCGUGCAAUAAUCAAGACCAAGUCGAUCCCCAGUCCGCAGAUCGAUGGACCUCACCCAGUGAACCAGGCGAGCAUUCAGCAAAUGUUCAAGAGGAGCAGUCAUUCAGAUCUUCCAAAACAGUUUAUGAAGGUUUUUGUCCCAGCUGCCAGGUGCCAUUUUCGGUUCUUUCGGUUCAGACACCCGAGUGGCAUGUAGCAGAAUGUUUGGAAAAUCCUGUUCAUGAAAAUGUUAACGAAUGCCCAGAUGGUUUAAAGUGCACUUCCACCAAGCCAGAUCAUUUUAGAAGAUACACACAUUUCCAGCUGGCUCAUAGCAGAGCGGCAGGUGACAAAACCAGCUUUGUCUUUGAAAGUCUGCAAGAAAGCUUGGCCUCCACUUCUAGCUGCAGUAUCCAGAGUAUUCAUGAUAGCCCUUUGAAGAAAGAAGCCAUUGUAAAACUUAAUGACACCACCACAAGCAUUAAAUCAAAUGCAUUGCUACUCUUAAGAUCACCUUCUAAAUUAGACAUCAAGAAAAAGGCAAAGAAAAAUUCCUCUCCUAGAGCAUUUAAGAAAAGAACAACCAAACUGGUCGACAAUUGUGAUUUAAUUGGCUCUCAGGGAAGUGGUGUGUCACAGCUAAGCCAAAAUCACAGUCAACCAAAUGAAUCGUCAGGGCCUGAUUGUCACAAUUUACUUAUUAAACCAGCUAAUAGUUCAUUGCUGAAGGAAGAUGACAUCUCAUACUCACCACUUUGCAGUGAUGCUGAAGAGCAAUUAUCAGAGCUAAGCUCAAAAGGGCUGCCCCUUGUCAAAAGCAAUACCGCUACUAUUAAGAAGAAUUUUCUUGACAUUCAAGAUACAAAUUCAACCAGUGACCAACACUGUCAGAUAAGCAACUCUCAAAGUGAUAGCAGUGCUCCAGAUUUAUGGAAUGAAGACUUAAGUGAUGACCUCUUUUUGGACUGUUUUACUCAAUCUCCACUGGAAGGUUUUGAUAGCAGUAAGGCAAUUAACGCUGAUUGUGCUGGUGGCUUCACUCAGUCAGGCCAGACAAAUCCUGCAUCCCAAUAUAAUGAACACAUUAAAGAAGAGGCCUGGCCACCCACGUUUAUUUUACCAGCAAGUGCAUUCCUAACAAGCAGUCCUGUUUGUUCUGAACUGAAAACUAGGAUUGUAGGAAAUUUGUCAUGUGUUAAAAAACAAGCAGUGGGUCAAAUCCCAUCUCCCCAGAGUCUAAUCUUAGAACAAUUAAGGGACCACUUAGGACAACCAAGUGAAAGGAAUAGCAGCUCUGCUUUAGUUGUAAAACAAACUGCAUUACUUGAAAAAUCCAUGGCAGAAAAUGCAGUUUCUGCUAAGUCUUCAUCAAAAAUUUCCAAGAAGCCUUCUAUUUCCGCCAGAGGCCUUAAGCAGACAGACAUUGGAGUUUUCUUUGGGUUAAAACCUCUAAAGGAAAAAGCAACAAAAAUACCUGAGGAAAAUCCUGUUUUAAUAAGUAAGAGUAGUUGUUUGGGAAGCAAGCUAAAACCAAGGAAAAGAAAAUCUUCCACUCAAGAGGAAAAACUUUUAACAACCAAAGAAUACAGGAGCACUGGUUCACAGUCUGUCCAAAAAAAUGAAGGCCAGCCUGACAAAAGGAAGAGGUUUAAGAGAGGAGUCCAAGAAACAGCAGGCAGCGAAGUUGCUGCUCUUGGCAAGCGGUGUCCUUUCUACAAAAAAAUUCCUGGAACUACGUUUGUUGUGGAUGCUUUUCGGUAUGGUGUUAUUGAAGGGUGUACUGGAUACUUCCUAACUCAUUUUCAUUCAGACCACUAUGAUGGUCUCAAGAAGAGUUUCCAGUGUCCUAUUUAUUGUAACAAAAUUACAGGCAAUUUGGUGAAAAGCAAGCUUCGAGUAGAUGAGCAGUAUGUGAACAUCCUGCCUAUGAAUGUGGAAUGCAGUGUGGAUGGAGUCAAGGUUGUACUGCUCGAUGCCAAUCAUUGUCCCGGAGCAGCAAUGCUGCUUUUCCAUUUGCCAAACAGAACAACUGUGUUACACACUGGUGAUUUCAGGGCAGACCCUUCAAUGGAAAAAGACCCUGUGUUAAUGAACACCAAAGUACAAACGCUGUACCUGGAUACGACGUACUGCAGUCCUGAGUACACUUUUCCAGCUCAACAGGAGGCCAUUAAUUUUGCUGCUACAGUUGCUUUUGAAACAUUAACCCUCAACCCAAAAACCCUUGUGGUUUGUGGAACAUACUCUGUCGGGAAAGAGAAGAUAUUCUUGGCGGUGGCAGAUGUUCUAGGAUGUAAAGUUUGCAUGUCUCGGGACAAGUACAACACCAUGCGUUGUCUUGAGUUAGACAGAAUUCAAGAUAAGAUCACGAUGGAUUGGAAUGCCACACAACUGCAUUUGUUGCCAAUGAUGAGAAUCAAUUACAGAGAUCUGUAUACGCAUUUAAAUAAGUUCUCGGGCAAAUAUGACAAAAUCUUGGCAUUUAAACCUACUGGUUGGACAUAUUCUGGUGUAAGUAAUUCAGUGGCAGACAUCAGGCCAGAUGUCAAAGGAAAUAUAACUAUUUAUGGCAUUCCUUACAGUGAACACAGUAGUUACCUGGAAAUGAAGCGCUUUGUUCAGUGGCUGGGGCCAAAAAAAAUCAUUCCAACCGUAAAUGUGGGGAAUUGGAAAGAAAGAAAGGCGAUGGAGAAUAUUUUCAGUGAAUGGAUGCUUGAAGCAGAGAGUAGAUUAAAGAAAUAAAUAAGCACUGCCGAUGGUCUACAGCCUUCAUAUUUAAUCCAGUUACUCAUUCACAGCCCACUGUGCCAAGGUGCAGUUUCAAAAAGCAAGCCGCGACACUUGAAUUUUGGCUUCUGUAACACUUUACAUUAGAUGCGUAGUUUUUUCAGGAAAUUUACUCUCCCAUUUUUUUUUUUUUUUUUUGCUAGUGAAAUACAGAACUUUGUAUUUUCGGUGGGACCUUGCAGUUUUAUUACACUACGAACACCCAAGUUGAGAGCAAAAUUAAUGUUUUGACAGAAACUUUUUGCCCUACUUAGAAUGAUUAUUUUACUAAUAUCCAAAAAUGGAUCUGUCAUUUUAAGAAUUUGUUUGAAAAUGUGUCCAAAUUGAACGUAUUUAAUAAUGUAAACUAUUUUAAAAAGCAAAAUAUCAAUUUCUUUUAAUAAAAUAUGUAUUUAUUUAAAACGGUCACUUUUUAUUUUUGCUUAACAGCAUAUCAAUUGAACAUUUGUCUUGUAUGCAAUGUAUGUUCCUGAUUACCUCUAAUGCUAGAUGAUGGGAUUGGUCUUUGUUUAUUGGGGGCUCAGUGCUCAUCCUGGAGGGCUAGGGUGGCUGCAGACUUUUCUCAAACAUCAUUUUUUGAUUAGAGACCAUAUCAUUUGAUUUAUGUAACCUGUUGUUUUAGAGCCUGUUGUAUCAGAGGGACCUUACAGGCCUAUCUUUUACUUUUCUGAAAUAGACAACAGAAUAAAUUCCUCUUCUGUUUUGUCCAGCUAGUUUGCUUCGAGUAGCCAUUUAAUAGUGUAUUUAACACAGACGGGCACCUGUUUUUUUGACUUAUUAGCCGCUGUUUGUCUCGUUACAUUUGCAUAUAUUUGAAUUGCCCUUUGGGUAGUAAAAAAAAAAAAAACACUUCUUGACAAUGAAGCAAAUAAUCAAAAUGAAACAAAAGGGUGUUAGAAUCAGAGAUUUUUAGGCAUGAAAAACAACAGCAGUAGGAUGUUUUUCUGAAUGUCAAAGGAGAGUAAAAGUUACAUUAUUUGAGUAAACCUCUAUCUAUCCAUCCAUUAUCCAACCCGCUAUAUCCUAACUACAGGGGCACGGGGGGUCUGCUGGAGCCAAUCCCAGCCAACACAGGGUGCAAGGCAGGAAACAAACCCCGGGCAGGAGUUUGAAAAGACAUAAUGGUUCAAACAAUACUAAAACGUCUGUAAACUCGGAGACAACAAACCAAAUUAGAACUGAAAUUACAAUUAGUUACAAACACCACAGUAUGUAUAAAAAGUAGAAGAACAAAAGGCAUUUUGAGCUUUGUCACUGGGUGGCUUGUUCUCAUUAUGACUGUUCUAAUAAUUGGAGAGUUUAGCUGAAGAGCCCAUUUUUAAGACUGAGCCUUAACAAGAAUGCACUAAAAUAUUUGAAACAUUGCGGUUGAGGUUUGUUAAAUAGAUGUUUGUAAGAUGACUUUUUUUUUUUUUAAAACUGUAGACAGGGCUUCUUUAUACAAACAUUUUGAAUUCAUUUUUGCACUUCACUUGUUUUCUUUGGUCUUGUUGCCCAACAACUUCAAAGAAUAAAUUGCUCUGUUUGAUAAAACUAAGCAAUUGUACAAAUAUUUGGCUAGCUACCCACACUCUGAUAGCUUUAAAAUCACACAGGACUUUUUAUUGAAACCUUCUGUUCAUCAGGCUAGACCACAUAAUACCUUUUGUAUUUUAAUCGGUAUAGUCUUCAAAAAACAUCUACAUGUAAGAGAUGCAUCCUUUGAUAUUCUGUGUGGUUAUAAAGAAUAUUCACUUUAGCAAUUCAAUCUAGGUAUGUCUGAUGUGAUAGACGGUCAGCAGCUCAAUCCGGCCGGGACGUCCCAGAAUGGGAAGAGUGGAGAAGGGCAGCUUUUCCAGGAAAUUGCCUCCCCCAGGACGCUAGGUGGCAGUUCCCCUGGAUGGUAACUGUUCCCCAAAUUCCCUCGGAGCAUCAUGGGACAUGGAUUCCAUUUUCUCAGCCCUGUUGGGUGCUGUGGGUCCUGCCAUGGGGAACUCAUAAAGGACCUGGGGACUCCUAUUUUUUCCUACAACCCGUAGAAAAUCCUACAAUCCCAGUAUUUCCGGGAUGUUUGAGGACUGAUGAUGUGGUGUUUGACCCGGAAGAAGAGAAGGAACACUUCCGGGUCAAGGAAUAUAAAAAGGACUGUUCGAGACCCAGCAAGCGG